AUGUCUCGCGGCCCUCCUGCUGCUCGCCGCCCUCGCCACGGCGCCGCGGACAGGUGCACGGCCUCUUGCUGCUCGCCGCCCUCGCCACGGCGCCGCUCGCCGCCGUCCAGCGUGCUGCCCCUCCCUCCCUGUCGACGCGAGCUUGGAGACGAUCCAGAGGUGGACUGCAGCUGCGGCAGCGCGAGCUUGGAGGCGUCCCGGAGGUGCAGCUGCGCGAGCUCGGCGGCAACUCCCGCCCCUCCCCCGGAAGCCGGCCUGCUCGCUGGUGCAGCCGGGCUCGCUCCUCCGUUCUGUCCAGACGGCCGACGGGGAGAGGACUCCGACGAGCGGCGACCGGCAAGUCCCCACUCCACGGCCGCGCCCGCGCCGCUCCGCCCGGCCGCCGCGCGCUCCUCCUCCGCCCCGGCCACGCCCACGUCGUCCCGGCCGUGCCCGCGCCACUUCGUCCCGUCCGCUCCCUUGCCAGCCGGCGUCCGCGCGCUUCUCCGCGCCUCCGCACCCGGCCUCGUCUAG
Molecule: messenger RNA, 513 nt
Organism: Aegilops tauschii subsp. strangulata
Lineage: Eukaryota; Viridiplantae; Streptophyta; Magnoliopsida; Poales; Poaceae
Source: RefSeq, a predicted model, not a curated record